GCACACGUGAACAACUGAAGUGAAGCUUACGACAUGGCGCUCUCAUCCUUUCUAUACGCCGCGCAAGCGUGGCAUCCGCUUCGAGAUGACACCAAAACCUACGUGUCUUACCUUGUAACGGCGCUUCUCUUCUUCCUUUUGGUGUACAGCGGCCGUGAAUCUUAUCCUGACCUCCCUCGCUUUACCCCGCCGAAUGCAGCCAGGUUUACCUGGCUGACACAAAAGGUCGACUUCAUUUUGAACAGCAAAGAGCGUCUGGCGCAAGGCUCUAGGAUGUUCCCCGACCGGCCUUGGAAGAUACUUACCGAUAUGGGCGACAUCCUCGUGAUCCCCCCAAAGUACGUCGAAGAGCUUAGAUUGAGUACGGCAAUGGAUUUCAAAGCCGCUGCAUCAGAUGAUCUCCACUCCUACGUUCCUGGUUACGAACCUUUUGCAACUGAAGAUGACUUUCUCAAAGCCAUCAUUAACCACGUGGCCAAAGCCUCAGGAUCCUUGACCAUGCCAAUCUCGAAUGAAGCAUCCGUCGCGGUUCACGACCAACUCAAAGACCCCAAGGAAUUUUCCACAAUAUCGCUGAAGGAUGUGUCCAUAAUUGUUUCCCGCAUGGCCUCCAGGGUCUUCAUGGGCGAGGAGCUGUGCCGCGACAUGGCUUGGAUCGAGGCGUCGUCGACGUACGUGCUCACGGCCUUCAAAACCAUCUAUCUCCUGAGCUUCUUCCCGCGGUCGCUGCGCUCCGUCAUCCACUGGUUUCUGCCUCCGAUUUAUCUCGUGAGGCGGAAGCUGAGGCAGUGCCAGGCUGUCCUACAGCCGCACAUUGACAAACGAGUCGCCAUCAAAGCCGAGUCAGCGGCUCGCGGAGAACCGCAUCCGUACAACGAUUCCAUAGAGUGGUUCUCCCGCGAGUGCUCCCCAUCCCACGAUCCCGCGGCCUACCAGAUUACGCUGUCGAUGCUAGCAAUCCACACCACCUCCGACCUGCUCUUCCAGACGAUGAUUGAUAUCGGCAAGAACCCCGACAUCGUAGCUCCCUUACGCGAGGAACUCGUCAGCGUUCUAAGCACCGACGGGCUCAAGAAGUCGGCUUUCCAGAAGCUCAAGCUCAUGGACGCCUGCUUCAAAGAGUCGCAGAGAAUCAGGCCUGUCGUCACCACCUUCUUUCGCCGUCUUGCCCUUGAAGAUGUCAAGCUGUCUGACGGGUUCGUUAUCAAAAAGGGCACCAAGGUGGUCCUGGAUGGGAACCGCCUGCUGGACGAGGAAAUAUAUCCCGAUCCUCUGCAAUGGGACCCCUAUCGGUACAUGCGCAUGCGCGGUAUCCCGGGCGAGGACAGCAAGGCCCAUCUGGUGAGCGUGACGCCCGCCCACUUCGGCUUCGGCUACGGCGUGCACGCGUGCCCGGGACGCUUCUUCGCCGCCAACACGUUGAAGAUCGCCAUGGCCCACCUGCUGCUCAAGUACGAGUGGACAAUCCCCGACUCACAACGGAAGCUCCAGGGCCAGAGCAUUGGCUCCAACUACAGGUCUCAUCCGGACGCCAGAAUCCUGAUCCGCAAGCGCGAGCCGGAACUCGACAUCGACUCGCUCGGGUUCUGAGGAUGGCGAGACGCAGACCGUAUGGCAUGCGAACACUCUAUCGCACGGCCACGGGUGUGUGGCCGAAUGAGCAUGGCAGGUCACCAACGAGCAGGGGCUGCAUGUCAAACAGGAUCAAUGUGUCAAUUUUUUGUGCAUGCUAGCAGGGGUUUUCUAGAUGGUCGGAACAAAAGUCAAACAUCACAGAGUAUAGAACCAAAUUCUAGAGCAUGCAAAAUCAGUUUGACAUGCCUUAGUUUGACAUGUUUUAGAAGCAUCACAGUUUAUGUUAUUGCUGAAGUGGCGAGAGCGUCUAGCAGGCACUAAGGGCCUAAUCAGCAAAACCAAUAACAGUCCAAUAUUAGCUGUACUCUAAGAAGAAAAUACAUAGGGUUAAGGUCAAGGAGAGUUAAACGUAAG
Colletotrichum navitas is the source of this 1989-nucleotide messenger RNA. RefSeq names its product cytochrome P450. The record is from RefSeq and is a predicted model, not a curated record. Lineage: Eukaryota; Fungi; Ascomycota; Sordariomycetes; Glomerellales; Glomerellaceae. Gene Ontology annotation, molecular function: oxidoreductase activity, acting on paired donors, with incorporation or reduction of molecular oxygen; heme binding; iron ion binding. The transcript has 5 exons. Bases 34 to 1590 code for a protein of 518 amino acids.